GCCGGCGCUGUCGCAGGUCAUUGCGUUUGAGGCGGAACCUGCAUUGGCACAGGUUGCCGAAGAGAACGUGGCCCAGAAUGGCUUGGCAGACAAGCUUGCUGUGAAAGCUAUUCGGUCAACAGCCGUCUCAUCGCUUGGAGAUCUGAAGGUGGCAGGAGGAGCAUUGCGUGCGGGCCUGCUUGUGGCUGAGAUCUUGGACGCAGGCUUGCUGGGUGAGGACUGCUUGCCCACUCUGAGGCAUGCAGCCAGCUGUUUACUGAGCCCCAACUACUUUGCUGUGCCGGCAAGUGCUGAAAUCUGUGCAUGCUGUGUUGAGAGCGGCAUUUUAAGAAGCUGGCAGAGCGUGGAGGGCAGCUGGUGGGCAACUGAGGCUUUCAAAAACGAUGAAGGUGAUGCAAAUCCACAUGAUGUUGUGUUGGAGAGGUUGGUCGGCACUGGCGAAGCUAGGAUUUUGACGGAGGAAUUCAACGCUCUGUCGUUCAACUUUGAGUCUCUUCCGCCGGAAGCCGGCAGGUGUGAGGUGGUCUCCUUGAAGGUAGGCACUGCAGGCUGGCUGGAUGCUGUGGUGUUCUGGUGGUACUGCGUCAUGGUCCGCAAUGAUCCCCUGCCCACCAUGACCAAUGCACCUGCCAGGGUGCCCAUUGCAACGCGGGCGGAUGCCAUGGCAGGGAGGUCUGAGAUUGGGCACUGGCGCCAGGCCGUCUCCAUUUUACCUGGGCCGCGCCGAUUUCUGGAGGCGGGGGACAAGCUUCGGAUGGCAGUCUUCCACACAGAUGAAGAUAUCUGGUUUCGUGUUGUGGAGCCUUCCUUCGUGCCGAAGCCUUUAGCGCUGCCACGGGCAUCUAGUAGCCUUGCCUUCUUGCCUGCUACGAGGCUCUGGUCCAUGGCAGAUGACAAUCGAUGGCAAAAGCUGGAGCGUGCUGUCAAAGAUGCGGUGGGGAUGCUUCAGCCACAACCUCUGCAGGAGCAUGGGGGCAUCCUUGUGCUGGACCUUUCCGAUGGCCCAUUCAUCAGUUUGAUUCUGGCAAGGCAUCUUGCAAAGCGCUUCGCCAAAUGUGGAGGUAGCCCUGGCCCCAGGUCUAGGCAUCUGCGCCGCUUGCUGCGCUUUGCCGGUCGCAAGCCUACCGUCCUCAGCUUCGAGUCCUCAGAGGAGGGCUUGAGCGUGGCCAUGGAUGUCUUGAAAUCAGGCCAGAGACAUCUCUGGAGGCCGAAGUACUGCAGGAUACGGCCUGUGUUGGGUGGGCCUGGGCUGGCGCCUAAAAGUGUUGCCAUGAUUUGUGCCGAGCCUUACUCCCAACAAUGCGAGGGACUGCCCUGUGAUGCCCACUUCUGGCAGCACUGGGCCCAAGUUGAUGCUUUGCGCUGGACGCUGGCACCCCAAGCUGUGCUUGUGCCUCUGGGCUUCAGGGUGCAAGUGGCUCUUAUCUCUUGCGCUGGCCUCUGGCAGCGCCGACAACCAGUGACCGCAGAAGUGCAUGGUGUGAAUGUCUCCCAGAUCAACAAGCUUCAUCCCGACCGAACGUUCAAGCAAACGGCUGCGCGUCACAGGUUCCCCUGCAGUCUGUGGCAAAUUGAGCACCAGGUCGUCAGCCAGCCCAUCACCCUGUGCCAGGUAAGCUUUGCAGCAGACUUUCCCCGGAAGAUACUCUUGUCCAUGGACUGGCUACUUGGACGGAAGUUCCAGUUGGAGGGGGUGUCCUACUGGCAAAAAGGCCCCGAAAGCCUGGCGUUGGGCUGGCGCCUCGAGCUGGCGGUGUCUGCCUACUUCAAGGCUGCCGAUGGCUCGCUGGACCUGCAGACGAACUGGGUAUUCACGCGGCACCCGGAUCAGAUUCGGGAGAGCCUCUGGAACUCAAUGCAGAGCAUACUGGAUGCCUGGUUCGCCAAGGACAAAGGCGGCGAAUAUGCAAAGAGAUCCAGACACAAGCAGCGCCGACACGGGGUGCAGCUGGCUGGGAAGAAGUCUGGAGCGGAGGGCCCAGGCUUCGGCAUUCACUGCUUCAUCAUCAACAACUCUGGUGAUAUUGACGAUUUCUACCAGGUUCAGGAGGAGGUCAACGCUGGCGGUUCGGCGCAAGUUUUCAAAGCCGUGGAGCUUGCGACCAAGGCUGUUCGAGCCGUGAAGCGCAUCGCCAAGAAAAGUGCCGGAGAGAUUGCCCGCGUAAUCCAGGAGGUGGCUAUCAUGAAGACCAUCGACCACCCCAACAUCAUCAAGCUCUUCGAAACAUUCGAGGACGAUGACUACUUGUACUUGGUCCUGGAAUACUGCGCUGGCGGCGAUGUGCUCGACUAUUUACUUUCUGACGGCAUCAUGGAUGAGCUUGCGGCUGCCAUGGUCAUGCGAGGCAUGCUAUCUGCGCUGAAUUACUUGAACGCCAACGGUUAUGUCCACCGCGAUCUCAAGCCGGAGAACAUCAUGUACAAG
This is a messenger RNA of Symbiodinium pilosum, 2425 nucleotides long. Lineage: Eukaryota; Dinophyceae; Suessiales; Symbiodiniaceae. The record is from the annotation of a GenBank genome assembly.